AGUUCAUUCAUCAAUAAACAAUAUGGCGGCAAAAACCAAAUGUUUUUCAAUGUGAUGUCUUCUGUCACUGUCCUUAUAACUAUGCGAAAUAGUGAGAGUGUUCGCACCUCUAAGGAGUGCAAGAUUUCAUGCUAAAUAAUAAUAAAUAGCACAUAAGAAGUCGGAACAACGAAAACAAUGGAUUCGGAAAAUGAAGUUUUAAUAAAGAAGUUGCAGGAGCUGAGGAAAUCGGUAACGAGCGUAAUUAAUCAGUUGGUCUCUGGAAACGAUGUCACUACUGACGUGGACACCAAGCAAGUUUAUCAGUACUUAGAGCAAGCAGGAAAGCUUCUCUCUGGUGUGGGGAAAAUUCUCAGAGGAGAGACGCACAGUGGAACAGAAGCUGUUAAAGAAACAUCGAAAAGUGUUUGUAGUCCUGUGUGUGAUGAAAGUGAAAGUAGAACUACACAGAGCAGAACUACACAACCUGUAAUAUACAGAGUGGAGAGUAACUUUGAAAAGACAAUAUCGGAAAAUGGCAGUCAGAGGGGUAGUCGGGGGGAUAUUGUGGUGAUGAAUGAUGAAGUGGAGUCCAGGCAAUUUAAAGAUGAAAGUGACAGCAAUUCCUCAGACUUAAUCCUGGAAAACAAUGAUUGUGAUUCAGAUGCAACAGAUGACACACAGGAGGAAUCAACACCAGAGAUGCAAUCUUCCCACAAUUCCAAGCAAUCCCAUCAUUCUCUUGGCUCGGACUUGCAGGAGGAACCAAGGGAAGGGGAACUAGAUGAUGGUUUUGGAUCUGAUGAUGAUUUUAAUGACUGCAUGUUACAGGAGAUUGAUGAAGCAGAGCGAAGUUUCAACAACAACAAGGUUGUUGAACAGGAUGAUGGAGAUGGUGAUCCUCAGAAUCAACCUAUGGACCAGAAAUACCUACAAGCUCUAAAGCAGUAUUUUGGAUAUUCAAAAUUCAGGCCGAUGCAGUGGAAGAUUAUUAACUCAGUGUUGAAUGAGCAAAGAGACACCUGUGUUGUGAUGGCAACAGGCUAUGGAAAAAGCUUGUGCUAUCAGUACCCCUCUGUGUUUACCCAGAGGUCUACUGUGGUAAUAUCACCUCUUAUUUCCCUGAUGCAGGACCAAGUGAUGGGACUAAAGGCUGCCAAUAUUGAUGCCUGCUUCUUAGGAUCAGCUCAAGAGAAGUCUGGACAAGUUCUCCAAGACAUGAACAGGGGUAAAUACAGGAUAGUAUACAUCACCCCGGAAUACGCGUCUGGCACCGGAGAAAGUUGCCUGACCGAUCUAGACAGGAAGGUGGGCAUUGACCUGAUCGCUAUAGACGAAGCCCAUUGUGUGUCACAGUGGGGUCAUGACUUCAGGUCAGCCUACAGGUCACUAGGUCAACUCAAACAAAAAUUUCCAAAGGUUCCUGUCAUGGCACUGACUGCCACAGCAACACAGGAAGUUCGACUGGACAUCUGCAAGAGUCUGAAACUGAAGAACGCCAGUAUAAUCUGUACAGGGUUUGACAGACCUAACCUGUUUCUCUCUGUGGGAUUGAAGACUGACAUUGCCUUUGAUCUGCGCUCUCAGAUGACAAAACAGGGUUACCGCUACCACUUUGAUGGCCCAACCAUUAUCUACUGUCCCACAAAAAAGUCCACUAAUGAGGUGGCAGCAGUCGUUAAAGGUAUGAAUAUACCAAGUGCACCUUACCAUGCAGGACUGUCGCAAGCUGAGAGAAAUAAAGCUCAUAGGCAGUUCAUUAAUGAUCAGAUCCAGGUUGUUAUAGCAACAGUGGCUUUUGGGAUGGGAAUUGACAAACCUGAUGUUAGAAAGGUCUUGCACUAUGGAGCCCCUAAGGACAUUGAAUCGUACUACCAGGAGGUGGGGCGUGGGGGCAGGGAUGGACUCCCCAGCCAGUGUCACGUCUUCUAUACAGAGAAGGACUUCCUAACAUCCAGACACUUCAUUAAGGAACUACAGAGUGAGGCAUUCCGAGAACACAAGAUGAAAAUGCUGGGGAAAAUGCAGCAGUAUCUGAAGGCAUCUACUUGUAGAAGGCGGUUGCUUUUGUCUCACUUUGAAAACAGGAAGCUCGAUGACAUUGGAGGGACCACAAAUUGUUGUGAUAAUUGCUGCAGAAACAUAGAGAGAAGCCAACAACAAAGUUACUAUGAUGCCAAAAACUGGUCCUCUGUGCUGCCUCCCCCUGCUGAAAUUCCAAAAGAACAAGAUUUUAGUAAAGAGGCACAGGAACUGUUUAAUGCCAUGCUGACUUUAGGCAGCAGGUUUGGAAUUGCCACUGUUGUCAUGUUCUUGGUCGGGUCGCAUUCACAGAAAAGCAGCAAAUUUUCUCAUCUCCAAGGAUUUGGCAAAGGAAAGUACAGAAAAACCAAUUGGUGGAAAAGCUUUGGUAAAGCUUUGAUUUAUGAGGGAUACUUCGCAGCUGAACUCUCUGAUGAUUUGUGUAAAGCUUUGAUUUAUGAGGGAUACUUGAAGGAGGUGGCAAUCCCCAACAGCUUCCGCUCAACGGUUGAACUCUCCAAGAAGGGGUCCACUUGGAUGAGAGAGUCAGGUGCCCUUAGAAUGACCCCCACUUCAGACAUGAUGGCUGACAUGAGGCCGCCUGUGUCAGUCACAGUCAGGCCGGCUCCACCCAGGGGUCUUGUGAGGACUGUUAGCGAGCCAUCAGCUGGAGCCUCAAACUGGACCAGUAAACCAGAGGAACUUAGGAAAAAGUUCUCACCAAAGAAACCAGAAGUGGAUGAAAAGGCCAUCAGGAUUCAAGCAGAUCUGUAUUCCAAGCUUGUGAAGGAGAGAAAUGACUUAGCUCAGGAGACAGGAUACACGCCACACUCCAUAGCCAGCAACAAGGUGCUCCUAGACAUGGCCAAAAUCAGGCCCAGCAGUAAGGAGUCCAUGCUGAAAUUGGAGGAUUUUCCUCAGGCCAAAGUGGAGAAGUUUGGUCCUAUGUUUAUCAACAUUCUGAAAAAGUACUGCCAAGAAGGAGACAUAAAAAUGGAUGUUUUCCCUGAUAUUGAUCUGACAAAGAGUGAUGGAGAUUUACAAAUGGAACUGUGCAGGCUGACUGAAACCCAGCGAGCAUCCUACGUGAUGUUUAGUGUGGAAAACAGAUCAUUGGAAGAAGUAGCUUCCUUAAGAGGACUGAAAACCACAACAGUUGUAACCCAUCUGUGUGAGGCUAUCAGAAAUGGACUGGAGGUGGAUACAGUAAAACUUGGUGUAACAGCACAGAUUGAAAAGCUUGUCACUAAGGUCAUAAGGGGCCCAGAGAUACAGUCAGUUAUAAGUAAGCUGACCCCGAUUAAGGACAGACUUCCGGACUAUAUUGAAUACAAUCACAUAAAAGUGGUCAUUGCUCUCCUGGUCAGCAGAAAUGGUCAAGCCAUGUCAGAAGCAGGGGAUCUUGUGUUGGAGGACCACUCAUCUCAAGAUCAGGAACAGAAGGACAUUGUUAUUACAAAAUGUGAAAGUGCAAGUGGGUCUCAGUCCACACAAAACAAUUCCCAGCGGAACUCAGCAGAAGCAGCUGGCCAAAAACGAAAACUGCCCACAUGGAUGGGCGACAGGUCCAAACCGGUCAUGAGCAAGAAAAUGAAGUCUAACAGUCUCUUCAGGUGAAGCUUAUGGAUUCAUACAGAGAACAUUUACUGGUGCCUGGUAACAGGAUGAGGAGUAGACGAGGACAAAACCAGUCUUCUCAGUUGCAAGCCAGCUGUGUUCAUUAAUUUGGGUAGCAAUGUUUAUAUUGCUGAAUUCGGUGCAGUUUAUGUUUAGUGCUGCUUUUAAAUACAUGGAUGUGUAAUUUGGAAGUAUAUUGUUUGAUAGCGUUUUUUGUUUUCUGUGUAGAAGCAGUGGUUGUUACAUGUAACUGUGAUGCUACAGUUUUAUGACAGACAUUUACUCAAGUAUCAUGAAAUCAUAUAAAACUGCACUAAUUAGUGAAAAGUACCAGUACAAGAAGUCCAAUAAAUGUUUAUACAUGUACAUUAUAUCACAGAAAUACACAAUAAUGAAUGGCUGGAAAAUAAUGUACAACCAUAAAACUAAUAUUCGCCAUCUAUCACAAUUUUCAUACAAAUGAAUCAAGUUACAAGGCAAACAAAUGAACAGAUGAUUAAUAUUCAACAUGAAAUUAGGCUACCAAAUAUGGUCUAUGUUCAGUUACCUUAUCCAACAUGAAAGAUUGAUUGUAUCUUGUUUAACGUCUCUCUCGAGAAUUUUUACUCAUAUGGAGACGUCCCCAAGACUGGUGAAGGGCUUCAAAUUUAGGCCUAUGCGUGGCGCUUACAGCCAUUGAGCAGUAAGGGUUCUUUAGCGUGCCACAUCUACUGUGACAUGGGUCAUCCGUUUUUAAGGUCAUCUCCGAGGACCCGUGACACUCACACCUGAUGCCGAGCGUUUGGUGAUGAAAGCAGAAGCCCAAGUUCAAACAUUUUGCGUUAAAGGACUAGACAUGAUUUACAUCUAAUUUGGCCCCUCAAACUGCGAAAAUUCAUGUGAUAUCCUUAAAGUUUGAAGUACAUGUAUAUGAUUUUCAAAUUUUCUAAUUCAUGUACGAAAGAAGAAUGAAGAUAUUUCCAACCAAUUCCACACCAUUCUUGUAAUAUGAUGUCAGAAAUGAAGCAUUUUUAUCCUCCACUGCUUUAUUAGUUGGGCAGAAAUGCCAGGAAAGUGAUUUUUUAUGCUUAUGCAAAACUGUUUGAAAUUUGAAUGAUUGUAACAUGACUCAAUUUCAUUAGAUGUGUUUCAUCUAUGAUGAGUCGGAAAUAAUGUUGAAUUUCAAAAUAAAAUAACUAGUUCAAAA
Molecule: messenger RNA, 4804 nt
Organism: Ostrea edulis (European flat oyster)
Lineage: Eukaryota; Metazoa; Mollusca; Bivalvia; Ostreida; Ostreidae
Product: bifunctional 3'-5' exonuclease/ATP-dependent helicase WRN-like
Exons: 28
Coding region: 178-3618 (1146 amino acids)
Biological process (GO): double-strand break repair via homologous recombination; DNA replication
Cellular component (GO): nucleus; chromosome; cytoplasm
Molecular function (GO): 3'-5' DNA helicase activity; ATP binding; nucleic acid binding
Source: RefSeq, a predicted model, not a curated record